Hemibagrus wyckioides is the source of this 803-nucleotide messenger RNA. RefSeq lists its product as uncharacterized. The transcript has 5 exons. The record is from RefSeq and is a predicted model, not a curated record. Lineage: Eukaryota; Metazoa; Chordata; Actinopteri; Siluriformes; Bagridae. The coding region runs from base 192 to 803 and encodes 203 amino acids.
CGAUAUCGAUCAGGACGCCAUUUUGAAUCCGGGAAAAAAAGAUUCCAUUUUAGCAGCAUUUCUAAAGUAAACUCCAUAAAUGAUCCGGUGAUGAAGAGAAGAACUGACCCUCAGGAUAUUUACUAUAACCCAGAAAUAAAGCUGGUCAUGUGUUGUUAUGUUCAUAAACUAUCGUUUGUUUGAAUGUUGCCAUGGCAACAGAGGCACGCGCACGCGAGCGAGCCGCCACGAUGCCUCCAGGUAAGCUGUGGAAGGGACGACCGCUGCAUCAGACCACGCUCUGUCUGGGAGAUCAGACACCCUGUUACUCCACCACACACACCCAGAGUUUCUGUGGAAGGAGAGAUGAUGGCCAGCCGCUGGUCUUCCUCCUGAGAGAUCCAUGUUAUCCCUCACAGCAUCGCCGCGCUCUGGACCUCAGGAAUGUCUUGGACAGUGUCUCCUCCACGCACUCGAGAGACGUCCACAGCCCCAAAGACAUCACACCGCACGAUGUCCUUAGGAGUCUGAGAGACAGGAACUGGACUCGGAACCAUGAAGGUCUGGACAUGAAAGAAGUGACCAAUCCUCCAGGAGACACAGCUUAUAGGAGCUCGUAUCGCUCAGAUCACUGUGCCACUGAGACCAGCGCUCGGUGCCAGCAGGCGUCCGGUCGACCCACUGACUGGCACCGACACAAUGUCCUCACAGGAGAGGAGAGAGCACCGGCAGGUCCUGGGGAGCCGAGAAGGAAAUGUGUGGAGAGGGAGAUGUGUGCUUCUCACCGCUGGGAAGGCGACUGCACCUCGCUGCGGCUGUACUGA